GCCGAAGUUUGACUGAAGAGAGAGAAUUAUCUACACGAUAUAUUAUUGAAACAUUUUGUUUGAAGUAAUGGGCAUAAUUGAGUAGCUCUAACUGCAAAUUUUGGAUCCGUGUAUAUCGAAAGAAACAUCUGGGCUUUGGACACAAUAGCAAUUGAAAAUAAUAAAUAAGCUGCUGAUUGAAGACAACCCGCAUCUUCGACGUAUAACUUGAACUCUGUGAUAUCCCAGAGGAAUCAUUCAUGCUGCUAUUCCUUUUGUAUAAGGAGCUGAAAGAAGUGAAGAGUUAAAUCUGAGAGUACAUCAAGUUUUAAUUAAAGAGGACCACUGCAAUUUUCAAAUUAGACAUGAGAGCCUCACAUAUGUUGUUGUGUGCAUCUUUAGUGGUAGUUUUUGCACAUCUUACAGUCAACGGUCAAUUUUUCACCAAAACAAAGAGUUCCAUUCCACGAAUGGGCCGAAGAUCGGACUCAGCUUUGCCAAAUCUUGUGAGACGAAUUGCUAGGACGCUACGAUUUGUCGUCGAAAUGGUUCAAGAAUACGAUCAAGAUGACAAUGGAGAAUUGAAUCCUGAAGAGCUUAUGGCCAUACCUUUCAUACAGAAUGCCGUACGAAAUUAUUUAGAUGAGAGAGAGCUUCGAGGUCAGUAUCCAAUUGCAAGCGGAAAGGAAACCAGUCAACAGAGCUCAGAUGGACAACGUAGAGAAAUAUACAACGAGCACUUAAUCAUGUGAAGAAAUUCUUUUGCAGGAUAAUUGUGAAGAUUAUUUAAUUAUAUUCGGUGGAAAGCUAACAUGAUUACACCUAGGAAAAUUGCAGUGACAGAUUUACUUCUGCUUUCCCCUUAUUUCUUCUUUUGAGCAUAUUUUAGAGAGUAAUGUUGAUGUUUACUGCUUCAACACUUAUUGCUUACUGCUUCAGGGUAAAAUUCCAUUCAUAGCGAACUGGCAUUUUUACUGUUUCAAGAUCAUUUGUCGGUUCUUUCUCGGGGAGGAAGAAGGAAUAAUUAGAUUCCUGAAUUUUGAAAACUAAUUUUAAAAUAACAUUCAUUGAGGAGCUUUCCUUAUUGUUUGGACUAAAAUACGAACUUACACAAUUCACACUGUAUUCUAUCUUGUGGGAUUUUACAUUUUUGCUUUAGUUUUGAAAGGAUUAAAAGAACAUUAUGCAAGUUAUAUAAUAAACAAUUAAAUUGAUGUAUCUGAAUCUGCACUACAUGUUCCAAAAACUUUAAAAAAUAUUCCGUAAUAAGCUAACCAACACACUGAAAUAAAGUAUCAUAAGUGAAUAAAAUUAGGCAUGAAAAGAAUUUUUUAGAUUGCCCAAGAUUUUAUAUUGAAUUAAAGCAUGUAAAGUUAGGCAUGAAAAGAAUUUUAGAUUGGCUAACAUUUUAUAUAAAACUCAUAAGUAUAUAUUAUUUAUAUAAUUUGUUGCUUGAAAAGCUCUAGUCGAUUUUUAGUGCUUUUCAAGCAAUGUACGCUCUUCAAGCAACAAAAGUUUUUUUUUUAGUCCAAAGGGAUUUCAGUCCCGAAGGACUAUUGCUUUCGUUUUGGCAUUUUGCGUCGGACUCAUAAACGUUCGGUUCCACUUUUCAAACUGUUGCCAACAAAAUGUUA
Stegodyphus dumicola is the source of this 1613-nucleotide messenger RNA. RefSeq lists its product as uncharacterized. The record is from RefSeq and is a predicted model, not a curated record. Gene Ontology annotation, molecular function: calcium ion binding. Lineage: Eukaryota; Metazoa; Arthropoda; Arachnida; Araneae; Eresidae.